CACCACACCCAGUAACCCAGUCACACGGCUCACAUCACUGACGUGAUUUCUCUCUCCUCCCAUUCACUCCCCCUCACUUCACUGCCGCUACCCCCGUCACCACCACCACCGCGACCGCCGCCAACCACAAAUCGAAACUUUCUAGGGUUUUAACUUUUAAGCAUGGAAAUGCCGAUGAAGUAUUGCGAUAGUCAAGAAGACAGGAUAAGCAAUCUGCCGGAUAACGUUCUGGUCUCAAUAAUCUCUCUCCUCCCGGUCGAUUCCGCCGCCCGUACCUCGAUCUUAUCCAACCGGUGGAAACCGCUUUGGACCCAGAUUACUCAGCUUUCUUUCCCACCACCGCCUCCAUCGCACGACGUUUUAAGGUACGACGAUUUUAGGUAUUACGUCAAAACCCUAAAUCACAUUUUCUUACAACUGGUCUCUCCCAAGAUUCACAUCUUCAAGCUUGAUUUCUCACAUAAACUGUCGAAAUUCUUGAAUAAAGCUACAGAUGGAACCUUAUUCCAGUUUUUGAGUCCAUGGAUUAGUGACAUUUGUUUCAAGAAUCCUGAGGUUAUUCAAGUAACUUUCCAGCUUUCCCCUCUCAAACAAACCGAGUUAAUUCCUGUUCCUAGUUGUUUACUUGAAACUCAAUCACUUGAGAUUGUUGAAUUGCAUCCGGAAUUCAACUUCAAUCGAAAUUUACAGAUUGAUGUUGGAUUAUCAUUAAUAUAUCUCCCUAAGUUGAAGAAAAUGACCUUGUCCCUCAACGAUUCUCACUGUGCUAUGAUAACUUCCCCUCUGUUUAAGUCUUGCCCUUUGCUGGAAAAUCUGAGUGUCUGCAUAAAUUUAAAUGAGGCUCAUGACGCUAUUGAUAUAUCGGCCCCGGGUUUAAAGAGUUUAGUCAUAGAAAUUAUAGAAAAAAGCAUAGAGGUGACCGGAAGUUGCAAAUUUUUGAUUGAUUCCCCUAUGUUAGAGUAUUUCGAAAUUCGAGGUGCAUUGCGCUUUUUUCACUUUGGUAGUGCAAUGUAUAAUUUAACCCAAGUGAGAAUUUCAAUCGAUGAAGAUUAUUUCUGUUGUGAGGAAUAUAAUUAUAUUUCUCAUAUAUUGGGGUUAUUUGAAGGGAUUUCUUGGGCUAAAUCUCUCGUUUUGGAAGACACUGGUUCUCACUUAUUCUACUAUGUCCAUCAGCCGCUAAUAUUUCAUAAUUUGUCUCACCUUAGUUUUUCCUCGGAUAAUGGUGACGGGUUAGGUUGCAAACAAUUCCCUAGUGGUUUGUUAAGCAAUGUUAGGAGAGUAGAAUUCCACGAGGUAGUCGGGGACCGGUCUGAGGUUGGUUUGAUUGAAUAUAUUUUGGGCAAUUCUCCAAGUUUGGAAGAGUUUGAGAUUGUUAUGCACCCCGAGUUCGAGGAUAAUGAGGAAACAGACCAGUUACGGUAUGAGUUUGAUUUAUGCAUUGAGGUAUUUGGUUUUCCAAAUAUUUCAAAAUGUAUUGUUAAAUUUUCUGGGCGCUUGAUUACAACUACAAGCAACAAUUUCAAAGAUGGGGUUCUUUCUUGCCAAAUAAAAGCCGAUUGACAUCCAUCAUUCAGGUGAUUGGUUUUCCAUUUAUCAAUCAAAAAGCUUAAACUGGGGUUGGAAGCAUGUGAAAGGACAGAAACAACAUUCUUGCUAGUAAGAUUGGAGUACAACGGUUGGUUUAGAAGAUGUAUGUCGAGGCUCAAACUACACUUUCAAGAACUGGUUAUUCUAUGCUUAUAGUAAAUCAUACUCUGUAACAAAGAGUGUUGGGUCUUUAUACGCUUCAAAUCUUUGUUAGUUUCAGGAUAUUUCAUAAUGUUGUCUUUCACGGAUAAUUUGCAGGAACCAUCCUUUAUUAUUAUGGCUAAUUGUUGAGUGUUUCCUAUAA
Molecule: messenger RNA, 1891 nt
Organism: Spinacia oleracea (spinach)
Lineage: Eukaryota; Viridiplantae; Streptophyta; Magnoliopsida; Caryophyllales; Amaranthaceae
Product: F-box/FBD/LRR-repeat protein At5g22660
Exons: 2
Coding region: 163-1560 (465 amino acids)
Molecular function (GO): protein binding
Source: RefSeq, a predicted model, not a curated record